UUUGACCUAUGAACAGUGUCAAUAAACCAUACGAUCAUUAUCACUAUCUCUCAAGUAAUCACUUAUCGUGAAAUAUGGCAGCUUAUGAUUGGAAAAUUAUUCUUUUAAUUCCAUCAAUAUAUUUCAAUUUGCCGCCACUGGUUGGCUUUACUCCAUUGGCAUCCCUGCAGUAAAAAGCACAUCGAUCUUACCGACGGAUUAUUAUCCUACUGAGGUUAUAUCGAAGAGUAAAUAUUCGUAAUGUGUAAAUCUAUGCUAGUAAAUAAAAAUAGAGCCUGAAAAUUUAUGAAUGUUGUCACUGCGUGGACACUCGAUAAUUAGAAGUGUCAUCACUGAAUGUGUAGUACGUGUUAGAGAAAUGUCUAAGAAAUCUUCAAGGAAAACGACAAAAGCCCUACCCGCUGAAGAAAACACGGCCUCCCAAGGUGGACCAGUUACCACGGAUAAGGGUGGAAAUGUUGUUAUUCAAAUUCAUGCUAAGCCAGGCGCCAAACAUAACAAGAUAACAGGUGUUGGGGUUGCCAUAUCAGCCCCUCCGGUAGAGGGUGAGGCAAACACAGAAUUACUGAAAUACCUCUCCUCAGUUCUCGGCGUAAGGAAAUCAGACGUCAGUCUAGACCGGGGAUCGAGAAGCCGUCAAAAAAAGGUCAUCGUAACCGGUUGUAUUGCGUCGGCAGUCCUCGAGAAAUUGAAAGCAGAAAUCAACUCCAAUUCCUAAACGUGUUUUACGAUUAAGAAACAAUUUUUUAUUCCAUAAUUAGCAAUAUAAGUAAAUAAAUUUUUGAUAGUUCCUA
Molecule: messenger RNA, 794 nt
Organism: Diachasmimorpha longicaudata
Lineage: Eukaryota; Metazoa; Arthropoda; Insecta; Hymenoptera; Braconidae
Product: UPF0235 protein C15orf40 homolog
Exons: 4
Coding region: 290-718 (142 amino acids)
Cellular component (GO): cytoplasm
Source: RefSeq, a predicted model, not a curated record